Messenger RNA from Closterium sp. NIES-65, 303 nucleotides. The record is from the annotation of a GenBank genome assembly. NCBI's taxonomy places the organism in Eukaryota, Viridiplantae, Streptophyta, Zygnematophyceae, Desmidiales, Closteriaceae.
AUGUGUCGGCAUGGCGCGGCGGCAGGUGCGUCGGGAGCGGUAGACACCGCCGGCGGCGCCAUCACGGCAGAGAGCGCGCUGAGUGAUGCUCGGGCCAGUGCGGGGGACGAGCAGAGUCACCGCAAACUGCAGUCCCCGACUGCAGAUUCUUACCAGAUGGCGUGCAAUGAAGUGAAAAGCGAUUGCUCAGCGCCCAACACGUACUUUUUUGGUCUGAUCAAAGGAAAAAAGCCCAGCGCGCAGAAGAUCAAAGAAUGCGAGGACUUGCAUAGGGCUUUAAAAGCUAAGUAUCGGUGUCCAUAG